Seriola aureovittata is the source of this 4260-nucleotide messenger RNA. RefSeq names its product zinc finger protein 704 (gene znf704). Gene Ontology annotation, cellular component: nucleus. The record is from RefSeq and is a predicted model, not a curated record. Gene Ontology annotation, biological process: regulation of transcription by RNA polymerase II. Gene Ontology annotation, molecular function: DNA-binding transcription factor activity; RNA polymerase II cis-regulatory region sequence-specific DNA binding. The transcript is spliced from 8 exons. NCBI's taxonomy places the organism in Eukaryota, Metazoa, Chordata, Actinopteri, Carangiformes, Carangidae. The coding region runs from base 615 to 2273 and encodes 552 amino acids.
GCGGACUGGAUACCGCAGGAGACGGAGCUGGAGUCACCUAACGGUCGUAUUUUUAGCCGUUUUCAACAUCUACGGUGGGAUGACGAUGCAUAGGGUCAAGUGAAGUGAAAUUAUUCGACGUAUUUACUUUCAUUCUUCUAUGUCCAAGUCGUUUUUAUCGCGAAUACGCCGACAGUUUGUUAAAUCGUGUACAAAUGUCAUUUCGGUUCCUGAAUCUGAAGUUAGCCCGUGUUUUCCCGCCCUCUCCUGAGCUCGCAGGGAGCAGUGGGGAAAACAAACAGGUCGAACGGAGGAAGAGAGGUAGCCGGUUGGAUGUAGAGGUUGUUUAGCGGCGAAUGAAUCGUUUUCAUGUUGUUGGCAUUUGUCGGUGCUAUUUCAGAGUUCUCCUUCAGUUUUCCUUGAUUUUGAAUGCGGUGCAUUUAGGACGCUGUUUGGAGUUUUCGCCCUCCGAGUAUGUUGCCGCUUUCUAACAUUUUGUCAGGGCUGUUGGAGCGCGUAGUCUACCCGCUGCGGUUUUGUGUUUUUCUCGACGUUGUUUACCGGUUGUAAUUCGACGUUUAAUGAUUUAAAUUCACCGGUUCGCCGGCCCCAACUUGAGUGAGACACUUUAAGACAUGCAUACGAGGCGUUUAGUGAAACGGUCGAUCCUCGGCAGCCGCGUUUAUGCGCCGAGUCCGACCGGGGACGGUGCCCCGGUGACAGGAGUGGUCCAGGCUGUCAAGCAGGAAAACAGAGACGUUUCGGCCGCGGGAACCCGGCGCAGCGUCUACACCGUGCUCAUGCAAGACGGGAGCCUCAAGGAGUUCUCCGAGGAGGAGAUAGCCGCUGGGUUCAACCACACUGCAACCAAAGGACCGCUGAAAUUCAGCCUGAAGAGCUCUAGUAAUGGAGCUCCACAGGGCCACAAGGUGGAGGGCGGUUCCCUCAGCCCAGAGGUAGUGGAGGAGCAGCGGUUGGCAGACAGCAAGCGUGUUGGCCGGGACCCUGACACCCGAUCAGUGUCCCUGCUAGAGCAGAAACGCAAAGUGGUCUCCUCCAGCAUUGAUGUCCCUCAUGCCAGACGGUCAGAGGAGGAAGUGGACAUGGACAAGGUGACGGCUGCCAUGGUACUGACCAGUCUCUCCACCAGCCCGCUGGUCAGGAGUCCACCUGUCAAAGUCAGCGAUGGUCUAAGUGGUUCGUGGAAGGACAACAGCUCAGUGGGACCUUUCACCCCAUCAAGCAACAGCUCUUCAGGGGGCUACUGGAGCUGGUCUGCCCCCAGCGACCAGUCCAACCCUUCCACACCUUCCCCACCGCUCUCCGCUGACAGCUUGAAGCCAUUCCGAGUACCCAGCCUGGGCGGUGUGGGGCCCGGCCCCGCAGGACCUGAAGACCCCAGCCUUGACGACCAGGACGGCAGCAGCCUGCUCUUUGAUGAGCCCAUCCCUCGCAAGCGCAAGAACUCCAUGAAGGUGAUGUUCAAGUGCCUGUGGAAGAACUGUGGCAAGGUGCUGAGUACUGCUGCUGGUAUCCAGAGACACAUCCGCACCAUCCACCUGGGACGUAGCUGUGACUCAGACUGCAGUGACGGCGAGGAGGACUUCUACUACACGGAGAUCAAGCUCAACACGGACUCGGUGGCCGACGGGCUCAGCAGCCUUUCCCCCGUGUCGCCCUCCGUCCUCUCAACCCCUCCUCCUCCCCCAUCCCCUCUCCCCUCCCUGAGCCAGCUGUCAGACUCCCACAGACCCCCGCAGUCCUCUGACACCAAGGAGCCUCACGCUGGUGGCACCACCCCGCUCAGCCGCUCUGCACCCAGCGCUCUCUACCUCAUCCACACGGACCACGCCUACCAGGCCACGGCUCCAGUGUCCAUCCCGUGCAGCAGCAGUAACUCGGCCGGCUCAGCAUCCACCAGCUUCACUCCCACCAACAGCUCCAGCUUUAGCAUCUCCUGGCAGUCGCCACCCGUCACCUUCACCGGGAACACGGUGAGGACCACACAUUUAUCCUCAGCCUCAGCAAUUACACACUUAAUUGCUGUUGUGGAUUUUCAUGAUUGCAGUUGUGUCCUCCCUCUGCAGGUAUCUCCCAGUAAAAGCCAGGGAUUUGGUGAACAGCGCUCCCAGACCAUCGCCGUCCUCUCCUCCCCUCCCAGAGCCACCACUGCCCUCAGUCGGAAGGUGCGUGGCGAGGGGAAGAAGUGCCGUAAGGUGUACGGGAUGGAGAACCGCGACAUGUGGUGCACUGCCUGCCGCUGGAAAAAGGCCUGUCAGAGAUUCACCGACUGAGUGUACCCCACCGACGCAACGCCAUGCCACGCCAACGGGAACUGCUGCCUUUCGCCAGAGAAAGAGGGGGGAGGGGCGUCAUUUUGCAUGUAUUUGGUUUUCUUCAACUCAAAAUCUCAACGUCUCCCGUCAAGCUCCGGCGCUCGCUCACCCUCAGCUCCACCUAACCAUUCCAGCCGUGGAAGCAACCGAAGGACAGCGGGGUCACCUUUUACAUUGCCAUCUGGGAUUUCCAGUACUGCCUAACCAUUCCCAUCAUUCCCAGUUUUGGGAAACCCCAGUGCAGCUAAACAGUGUAAAGAAAAAAUCUAUCUUAAGAUUUCUGCGGUUUUUUUAUGUUGGGUUCAGUGUUGCAUCUUUCUAUGUUUUGUAAAGCUCUGGUUUUUAAAUGGAAAGUCUAGUCAAAGAAGGGGUCCAGAAAAAAAGGCCAACAGGUUUUUUUGUGUGUUUUGUCAAAAGAAAAAAAACUUUUUUUAUCCAAAAAAAGAAUGAACCUCUUUGCUGCAGUUUUAGAAGAAAGUUAUGAAAAAGCAUGGAGGUAAAACUCAGUUUUUGUUAUUCCUUCAACUUGUUCAUCUCUUCUUUUAUUUCUGGACUUUUUGAGGUGAUCUUUUAUCACCGACAUCACAGCCUCUCCCGGACUCUCACCUGUUCUUCACUCCUGACAGCCCCGAGGGAAUGUACGGCAGAGCCGGGAAAGGCAGGUUGACAGGUAGAAAGAAAAGGAGGAAGAGAGACACACAAGGUGAAUGAUCAAUGCAAAAAAGAUACAAUUUACAGUCAGGGAAAGCAGAUGGGCCAUGCCAGUGAUUUACCACAACAGCAUUCACACACACACACACACAACUAUUUCCACACAAUCAUAACAGAAGAUGGGAACUGUUUUUUAUGUCACUUUUUUAUCCAGUUGAUUCAUUUUCUUUGCUUUAUCAGGGAUGUGAUUCUAAUGAAAGCAAAAACCAGCAGCUAAAACUUGGGGUUAUACUGUAAACAGCACUAUCUCAAUAGCUUCUCUUUUUCAUUACACAUGACAACUUUGCAACCAAAAACUCCUUCAUCUUGUUCUUUAUGUUUUUGGAUCUUGUUAAGGUGCCAUGUUUACUGUCGUUGAUGUUGGGGUUUUUUUUUUGGGGGGGGGGGGGGGGUUUGCAAAACCAAGACUGUUUACCUACCAACUGCUCAAGAAAGACCUUCCUGAGAGCACGGGAAUCAUGAAGUCAGCAGAGAGCGAGGCCAUAAAAAGAUAAACAUCUUUCACUACAUACAGAGAGACAACAUGCCCUCCCCCUCACCCAACCUAUACACCUUCCCAAAGGGAACAAAAUAACUUUGUGUUUACUUACAUCGCAGAGGUGCAUCUUUAUGACCUGUUAACCAAAGGGGGGGGGCUGAAAACCAAAAGUGAGGCACUUGCACUGUAUGUGUGGAACGGAGCACUUGGUACCUUUUGUUAACACCUGUGGUUAAUUUUAGAGAGUUGAAAAUGUCUUCAGAUAUCCUCCACUAUGCUCUCUCCAUUUCCUACUUAACUCGUUAUAAAAGGAGGUAACUCAAAAAAACCCCAGAUGUGGCUACUCCCCCUUUUUGAACAAUUAUUUGCUCCAAGGCUUUUGGAGAAUGGUGGAGAAAGUUACUAGCACUUGAUUAUUUGCUGUUUAACGUGCAUUGCACCUUUCAUUUACUUGGCACCAUGCAAGCAAAGCUUUGUCUCGAGCUUUCAUUGGUGUCAUUGUGAUCGGCACGUGACCUUGUUACUGAUGAGGUGAAAAGAGGUUAAGAGUGGGAUUGGUGAAAAUAAUGCAGUUAUCUGAUUUGUCAUUUGAAUUUGUUCAUUUGAAUUCCAGCCUCCUUGUUGGCUCAAAGGCAGGAAACAAAAUCACAAGGCCAAAUCGUUUACAGAUGUUCACUUUGUAGUGAUAGAUGGACCAGCUCUUUUGUCACCUGGGGCUGCGUUCUACUUUAGUACAAUGUAGGUAAAGGGAUCGAA